Messenger RNA from Cherax quadricarinatus, 3100 nucleotides. The record is from RefSeq and is a predicted model, not a curated record. Lineage: Eukaryota; Metazoa; Arthropoda; Malacostraca; Decapoda; Parastacidae.
AGGAGGGAGUAAGGGGAGGUAAUCUCGGGUAAGGGGUAGUGAGGGCAGUUUCCCCUCAGUGUAGCUCGGGACUCCGGGUAGUGUGGAUGGUGGGGUGUUGCGCUCUGCCCCAGGACUCCCCUCACCCAGCCAGCCUCCUACGUCCCCUCACACACCUACUGUCCUCACUCACCCGAGACAGUCACCUAAUUACCUGGACAGAAGCGACUUACUACAAAGUUACUGUCGGUAAAGUUUAGUAGUGACUUACGAUAACACUUAUUCUGCGAUAUCUGAAGAGAAUUGUGAUAACGAUCUUGGAAGGACACGAAAUAUAAUUCUUGGUCUUGUGGUAUCAAGAUGGAAUUUAUGUAAUUCUUGUUCUUGUCGUGUCAAGAUGGAAUUUUUGUAAUUCUUGGUCUUGUCGUGUCAAGAUGGAAUUUAUUAAUUCUUUGUCUGGUGCCAUGACGGAAUUGAUAUAAUUCUUGGUCUUGUCUUGCCAUGACAGAAUUUAUGAAAUUCUUGGUCUUGUCGUGCUAAAACAGAAUUGGAUUCUCGUCGUCCCAACAGGUGAGGCAUUUUGAAAAUUCUGACAAUCAGAAAUUCUUCAGGAGAGCGACUCAAAUACUGACUCUCCUUAAACUUUACUUUUCGGGACAUAGUCCGUGUGUGAAAGUGCGUGGUUGGUAAAGAGUCUUGUAAGUGGCUGGAAGGGGGGCGACCCUAAUCAAGUGACUGACAGCAACAGCAUCCUUGAACUGGCUAACACAUCCCCAACCCUAUUUGUCACUUCGAACUGAAAGUUUUAGCUAUUUGUCUGCUGACCUCGAAGUAGCGAAGAAUUACACAUGUGCAGCAUCUGGGUAUCUUUAUUUGUAGACGUUUCGCCCAUCCAGUGGCUUUAUCAAUACAGAUUCAAGGUCAUAAUAGGAAGACUGUAGAACUAUGUACCAAAGAUGAGGUAAUUAGUCCCUCUACCUCGGAGUUAGUGAAGAGUAUCGUAGUCUCGAAGCAAUGCUGAGAGAUAAUCAAUUAUAUCGACAGUUAUACACGUAAAAGAGACUAGAUGUAUAUUUCGACUUCCAGCUGAGGCCCUUUUUCAAGAAUAAACUCAGAGAAACUUGACAGUAUCCAAUCGAAAUAAAAAAAAAAAGGGUACCUUUGUUGCCUCUCAGACUGACGGCCACAACCACUAACGUUGGAAAUUAUUGCUCCCACAAAUUCCGGUAAAAGUCACGGAAAUAUUGCCCCGGUAUCGAACCCUGAGAUUGACGAGGAACCAAGCCAAUCCCGCCGUCUCGUCCAACAGCCUCCUCCGUCUCUGUCACGUCCCGUCUAACGGCAUCUUCCGUCUUGCGUAUCGACGUUUCGACCGAUAGCUUCCUCCGUCUCUCCUAGCGACUCCACACUAAGGAUAAGUUGUACCGUAUAUACGCAUUCCAAUGCUCAGUCUGACAGUCUGAUGUACAGUCAGUGAAACGGAAUCACUGGACCGUAGAGUCCUUAGCUACAAAAUGUAAGACCGUAGCAAAUGACAUACAGUCAACUGUACGUAAAGUGAAACACUAACUGGAACUUGCGUUCAUAUACUCACUUAAACGUACAGCUUUACAUUCACUGGAAUGUAAAAUAACAAUCACAGGAACGUACAAUCCUACAGACAGAGGCAGCUACAGUGUGUCAUCACGCUCUACACAGGUGACAGAUAAUUGUGGCUUCCGCUUAUUUGAAACCAAGUCACGUUCAUCGAGGCUAUUUUGGUCCAACCUCAGACCACCUACUGUAUCACGUCCCUUCCGACCUGAAAAUCCUGAGCUCUCAUUGUACCAUUUCACUGCCUACAUGACCUGAAAACAAUUAGUACAUCAGGUCACUACUCACUCAGGAUUGAGUUGAUUUAUCAGCCUUUGCCUCUGCCUAUUUGGAAACACAAUUGUGUUAAAUUAGGCUAGAAAUAAGUUCAUUGCCGUCUUUAUAAUAUAUAUUUCUACAGGUGGAUAAUAUGACCCUAAAUGGGGCACUGAUGGUCAAAUCUCGGACGUAAGGUUGGAGUCAUGUAAGCUGAUUUACAGCAAUGGCGUGCCCGUUCAGCGGCGCCCGCGUGCCUGGCAUGGGUGAGGGCGUGGAAGACGGAAGAAGUGGGCGUCUAAGUGCUUCCGAAAGGCGUGGAUGGGACCGCGGUGCUUCGACUGAGGUUAGCAGCAGAUGUGGGAGUCCUGUGAAGGAGCUUGGCUCAGUGCAGGAGAGGGUCAGCUCCUACACGCGUAUGACACGCUCUCCCUCAGCUCCUGUGGUGGUGGGUCGUAAGAUUUCCGGAGGCUGGUCAAGGAGACGGGAGGGAGGAGUAAGAUCACGGCCCCAAGAUGACGACGACUCUACACCUCUGCUGACUCCAGCACGCGACCCACCCGACCCCAACCUGCCACUAAGUCUUCAGAACUUAACAGAAGCAGUGUGGAGCUUUAUAACCAUUCCAGCGGAUCACCUGCUGCUGGCACUGGACGUGCUCCUGCGUACUGGUGACGUCGAGUGGAAAGCUCUUAGACGGAAGCUGAGCAUCGUAGCGGAGAGCGUGAGGGAGUGGGAUGAUUGGCAUCUUGACGAUCUCCUCAGCACACUCAUCACUCAGCUGGAAGUGUCUCCUGAGGACUUCAUGCGACGUCUGGGACUGGAAUACGUGAGGGAGUGCAAGAAACAACACGGGAAGGCGCUGGAAAGCCUUGGCUUCAACUUGGAAGGUUUUCUCACUAACAUGACGGGUAUCUGCGAUAUUAUUAAGACCAAUUCAAACCUCAAGACGAAAAAUGACGUCCCGAGCCUCCUCUGUAACCGCCAUGACGAGAAAGUCGUCCUCCACUUCUUCACCAAUCGUGAACCAAUAAGGUAUUUCGUAGGGGGUGUGAUUCAAGGAGUAAGUCUCUUAAUCUUCAAUAAAAACAUCUCGGUUACCUGUGAGAAAUGUGAAACGCCAAAUGGCAACCGAUCAAGUCACAGGUUUUACUUCAAGUAUACUGUUGUGGAUGAGCGUGUUGACAGUACCGGGGAACAACGAGUGACCAACGACGCCUCAGUCAACGCUCAGAGCACCGGGACUUACACCUAUGCGUCUUUCCCGGGAUAA